AUGUCUCUUCUCAUUAUGAAGAGGGCUAUGACAGAAACAGUGAGAGGUGGUAUUCUAAGCAACGAUAAGACAAAAGCUUUCCUAGAGGCUGUUGGGGAGAAAUUUAAGGAGUCAAAGAAGGUUGAGACGGGAAGUUUGAUGAAUGCCCUCACCACUAUGAGAUAUGAUGGUGAAAGUAGUGUCAGGGAGUACAUUAUGAAACUCAUUGACAUUGCCAAUAAGCUCAAGGAUCUGGAAGUAACCAUCUCUGACCCUUUCCUCGUGCAUGUAGCUCUUAAUUCACUACCACCAAAGUUUGGACAGCUGAAAGUUUCUUACAACACACAAAAGGAAAAUUGGGAUCUUAAUAAGUUGAUCUCCAUGUGUGUACAAGAGGAGGAUAGGCUGAAAUGUGAUAAAAUGGAAGUUGUCAACCUUGUGCAUUCGACUGAUGGUAAGAAAAAUGGUGCAUCAGGUUAUGGUAAGCCCUUUCAUGCUUUUAAGUCUUCAAAUGCUUUUGCCAAAACUGCCCAACCACCACCUAAAGGGUCUCAAAGUGUUAAAGUCAACAAAACUAAAAUUUUCAAAUGCUAUUUUUGCAAAAAGUCUGGCCACAUGAAGAAGGACUAUGACAAAUACAAAAGGUGGCUGAUUAAGAAAUGUAUUUCAAAUUUUUGUGUGUGCAUUGAGUCUAAUCUUGUUGUUGUCCCUAUGAAUUCUUGGUGGUUUGGCACUGGUUCUUCUGUGCAUAUCACCAAUACUUUGUAG
Messenger RNA from Prunus armeniaca (apricot), 747 nucleotides. The record is from the annotation of a GenBank genome assembly. Lineage: Eukaryota; Viridiplantae; Streptophyta; Magnoliopsida; Rosales; Rosaceae.